This is a messenger RNA of Echinostoma caproni, 1899 nucleotides long. The record is from the annotation of a GenBank genome assembly. Lineage: Eukaryota; Metazoa; Platyhelminthes; Trematoda; Plagiorchiida; Echinostomatidae.
AUGGCAAACAAUAAGGACACAGCUAACACCAAAUCAUCGGAGAAUUUGAAACAAUUUCUCAAUACAUUACCUCUCGACAAACGAAAACAAGCUGCGACUUUAUUGUAUCGCGUUCGCAAGAAUUUGCAUGAUGUGAUUCCCACCAAAGGACCGGUAGACUCUUACCUGAAAGAACUUGCCGGGCUGCGUUCCAUAUUUGCUCCUCUUCCGCUCUCGGUUCGACAGAAUACGAAGCCCGUUCUGAUUGAGGCAUUAGAACAGAAUCUGAAUGCCUCCCCGUUCCUGUUCGCAUUGUGUUCCAAAUGUCUAUGCCUGUUGGAAUUGACGGCCAUUCGAAACGCCGAUCGUAUUGAUCUAGAGGCAGAAGAUGUUCGACGUACAGUCCAUCAUCUGAACCGCACAAUCAUCCCACAGUUGAGCACAAAAGUGCUUGCUUUGCGCACCAAUAUGCCCCGUUUAGAAGCUUGGUCGUUAGGAAUUCUUAUUUUUACCUAUCAGGCUUGUAUAGAAUGCUUAUCUUCACAGAUAGACAUGUCGGAGGACGACGGUCAAUUGACUGUUCGACUAGAUUAUGAUCCAAACGUUAUCAAGCAUACAUGUAUGCCCGUUGUCUUGAGCAAGUUUCUUCAAUCACAGUCAAAGCGUCGACCAUAUCCGAUCCCACCAGCACCGUUUAAGCUGUUCGACCUAUUAUUCUCGUGUUCCGUGUCUACAAACUACCGACUGAUGACCAAAGCUCAGGCUGUACCACCGUAUGAUCCAACAGUAUGUCCCUUGGAAAUGUUUGAGCCAAGCCCGUCUAAACGCCCGUGUGUAACAGAUCCAGCGAGCCAGAAGCCGAGUCAGCCCCUGUCCAUUUUUAUCCCCGAUAUGUCCGCAGAAGAGCUGGAAACAACAUUGAUGACCAGUUCAAGCAAACGUGUAUUGCUGGUACUCCAUGAACUAAUCCGCUUCUCUUCUAAACCAAUCAAAUCUUCCUCGGACACGGUUCCUGUGUGGGUUGUGGCACUCAAAUGCACACCUCACAUUCUCAUAAAACUGCAGCACAAAUCGGACAAGAAAGUUGCCCAGGAAGACAGCAUAUCCGCUCCUCUAACCACUUACGAAGAAGCCCAUGGCCUCCUGCUGCGACUGUGGUACCGGGCCAGCGAGCAGCGAACACUACUGACUGGUUUGCCACAAUCUUAUUUGUGGCUUAUGGCCUUGGUACAUCCGCACUACGAGCGCAUGAGCGAAUCCGGUUUUCUCAACUCCGUUGUGUGGCUAUCUCGUUUCCUCACCGCGUAUCAGUCACUUUUCCGUUCAAACAUAUUGGCCUCGCCACACUGGUACCUGCAAGCGAUCGCGGAUGUGGUUGUGGCCGUGAUUGACCGAUUAGAAAAUGCAACUACGCAAAAUUUGGACACAUUGGAAGAUACAAUGUGCGCCUGCUUGGUUGCCAUCGGUCGACCAUACAGUGCUCUCGGAGCGGACGAAUCCGAUGCUCGGCCGGAAUUGUCCCGUGUAAUCAAAAUGCCCUUGGAGACAAUUUUGGCCCGAAUGGCUUGUUGUCGUACCGGGCGCAGUGAGACUGGUGCGUCCCACGCGAGAUCAGGACACGUUAUGAAUGGACCCGUUCGACCGGUACUUGGACGUCGGGUUCGAGAGAUUCUAAAUAAUUAUCUUCUCUUGCCUAUGAUUAAAACGAUGGAUCCAUGGGCACUGGGACAAACGAUGGUCGGAUUGAGACCGGCCACAGCCAAACUGUUGCUGAAACAGUUGGUCGGAGAAAUUCAGACCACAGACAACCGAUGGGAAGGUGCACGUGUGGCAGAACGUUUAAAAGAGGUGAAGAAACCGGUUGCAGUGGGCGGGUUACAUGUGGCUGAAAAAUUGGCCGUCAAACGGAAACGAAGAUGA